Molecule: messenger RNA, 7860 nt
Organism: Synchiropus splendidus (mandarinfish)
Lineage: Eukaryota; Metazoa; Chordata; Actinopteri; Syngnathiformes; Callionymidae
Product: zinc finger protein 516-like
Exons: 5
Coding region: 1680-4931 (1083 amino acids)
Biological process (GO): regulation of DNA-templated transcription
Cellular component (GO): nucleus
Molecular function (GO): DNA-binding transcription factor activity, RNA polymerase II-specific; RNA polymerase II cis-regulatory region sequence-specific DNA binding
Source: RefSeq, a predicted model, not a curated record
GACGUGUCGUCACCGAUGGCGCUCGCUCGCUGUCCCCCUCGUCUGCAGACAGUUUACAGGAAGUUGAUGGAAAAGCAGACGAAAAGAGAGGACUGAAGUCGAAUCGUCACGUGACACUAGCGCGGGGGCAAACUUUUCCACUCCAAAAUCUUCACGCCGCCUGUGACACAUUCAGGGACACGCGAAAAUAGAGAUGAAAAAAAGGGACGAGUUGUCGAUUUGAGUAUUUUGUGAGGAUGGCUCUUUUGUUUAGUCACGCCCAUGCACUUGUUUGUCCACCAUGAGUUGAAAUGCAAAGAGGGAUAAGUAUAUUACAAAUAAUGAAUCAAGCAAACCGAGUUCCAGUAAGGACAUUCAGACAUUUUAACUUUGGAUUGGAUUUUGGAAUAAACGAGGACGAGUCAGGCUCAUUUUGAAGAGGCGAUUUUAUGCUCGAAUGAAGUUUCUUCUCCCAUUGUUUGCAAGAUCACCGAAGGCGUCUUGUAACUGUGAUACGUUCAGGUGCAUAUCUAAACAAAUACACACAAAGAUAGUAAGUCAGUAUUAUGAUUCAUCUUCGUGUUCUUCAGAUGUCAAAACUCCAAAUCGCCACGAAAUAGAUUUUUGUAUAGUAAGAAGCAAUUACUGUUGUGUUCUGGAUUUUAUAUUUUAUUUAACUCGGAAAGAAUGGACACCUGCUUCAUGAGUUGGGAUCUCCUUAGUGUCAGCGAAGGCAGCACCGGUGAAACGACGUGAGAGUAGCGUGAAAGAGGAACCGGGUGAUAACAUUAAAAUACAUCGUGAUCACGUGACUAGUCAAAAAUUACACAGGGAUUUUUUUUUUGAUGGAUUAAAAAAGGGAACUACGACACAUUCUUGUCCCCGAUGUUUCAGCCUGAGCCUAUUAUAAUUUGUGAGGCUUUCAGGGACACAUGCAUGUCGGGAUGUAAUUCACGCCGUUCGUUUUGUAACUCCAAAUAGUGUUUUUUACAACGCGCCAGUCAACGCAAGUGAGUUUAAAUAAUGUCAGCAUGUAAUGUGUGUUUGCUUUAUGUUGAAGUUGUACGUGCGAGUUGAGCGUUUCGUUCAUUCGCCUUGUAGAGAGUGAAAACUCCCUAUUGCCAGUGAAGGCAGCACCAGUGAAACGACAGAGGAACAACAGUGAGUAGAGUGAGAGGAACCUCACUCUGCUGCACCACGAGAAGACAGGAAUGCGACUGAGAUAGUAAUAACAUCAACAUUACACGUGAUAACAUUUUUUAUUUGGUCAACCUGUACCUUGGCUGGCUGCCAGAGGCAACUCUUUAAGAGUCAACUGGUCUGCUUCUUAUCUCUCUGGAACCUGGACUCUGCUUUUAGAGAAGUGCACCGGUCUUUUUUUGUGUGUGCGCGACUGUAUUGAGCUCAGCGGCGCAUAAAAUGGUGGACAAACCUUGUGGGACGUACUCAAAGAUGGAAUGAGGAGCACAUACAUCUGCGUCCAAAACAAUGAAUAUGAUUCAUUUAAGCUGUGUGGGACCACAAUGAAGAUGGACCAGUGUUGUUUACGGUGACUGGACAGCGGCUGCAUUAAUCUCUGUGGAUGCUACAAUAAUUUAAUUCGACCAGAUUGUUGACUACACACGGUAUCUCUAAAUGUGUCUCUGUAGAUAGCAGUAGUUUCACUUUAGCGGGGUGUACAAGAUCCAGGUAAACUGUGCAUGAUGAGUUCCGGUGAGCGUGUGGAGAUGAUGGAGGUGGAGAACCAGAAGGAGAAGCUGGCCACUGACAAAGCCAAACAUGGAAACGGCUCGGUUGGAGAAGAAAAACUGCAGGAGUCGUUUGACUGCAACAUCUGCGGACGUAGCUUCCCUUUCCUCAGUUCUUUGUCGCAGCACAUGAGACGACACACAGGUGUGCGACCGUACAAAUGUCCUUACUGCGACCACAGGGCCUCUCAGAAAGGCAACCUCAAAGUUCACAUCCGGAGUCACAAAUUGGGGACACUCUCCACCUACCACAGCAAUGAAGACGAUGAGGGAGGCGCUGAUGAGGUGGAGAUGAAAGUUUCGGAAGGUCUCGAUGGAGGAACAAGUCCGACCAAAAGUAGCUCGGCUUGCAACAGGAUGAUUGGCGGAGACAGUGGAGAGGAGACCCGCAGAAAAGUGCCUGUGAGGAGCAUGAAAAGAGAGAAGUCUGCCGGAGACCAGCGUCCUUUUUGUUGCCGCCUCUGUGGGUUUGAAGCCCAGCGGGAAGACCAGUUGCUCAGCCAUAUUGAAAAGGUCCACAUCACUGCCGACGCAGAAGACGAACCCAUUGUGAAGGAUGAGGCCGUCGCCGAAUCGGACCCAAUCCAGCCACAGAACGAUGGGACCUUUCCGUGUGAGACGUGCGGGCAAGUCUUCUCUCAAGCCUGGUUCCUCAAAUCCCACAUGAAAAAACAUGCAGGCAUUCUUGACCACAACUGCCGGAUUUGCGGGCGGCGGUUUCGCGAAGCUUGGUUUUUGAAAUCCCAUAUGAAAACACACAACACCAGAUCCAGGUCAAGGACAAAAUCAGAAUAUGCCGAGCUUCCAGUGACUAUCAAUGAUGUAGCCCAGGAUCCCGAAAUGACUACCACCACUAAUACGUCUGUGUAUCAGAUGUGCAGCAAAUGUGGAAACUUGUUUCACAGUAAAGAGAGUCUGAGGGCUCAUGAUAAAGUCCACAGCCUCAACAAUGGAAGAAAGUCCAAGAAUGAGGUCCAAAUUAAGGAUGAUGAGGACACACCUGCUGCUAAACGACGUUUACUCGACUACCUAAACCUUCAGCCCAUUGAAGAGAAGAUGGAGGAGGAAGAUGGGGGAGAGAAGAAGCUGCUGGGGAAAAGAAUCCCAGAGCUUGACCCGCUAUGCAGUUACCAGGCCUGGCAUUUGGCGACUAAAGGAAAAGUUGUGGAGCCUGUGGAGACCAGCCACAAAUAUUCAGAAAAAGAUGGUUAUGGGGAGGAGGAUCUUACCGGAGCUGCUGUCGUGUUUGAGAAGGAAAGCAGUCAAUAUGUCAUACAGGGUCAAGAGAAACGUGGGUCAGGCCGGCGCAGCAGCUCUGGCUUGGGGAGCCAGGCGUCCUCCGGCGAUCGCACCCCAGACAGCCUCAGCGACUCGGAAUACAGACCGUCGUCUCGCCAGGACCGGAGACGAUCCCAAUCUCAAGUGCCCAACAAAUCCAACGAGUGUUUUGAGUGCGGGAAGGUGUUCCGCAGUCGACACCAGAUGAUUGUUCACCAGCGGGUCCACAGGAAGGAGGAGAGCAGAGCGUCAGCCGUGGACAAAGAGGGAAUGGCUAGAAACGACCAGUGGGGGUCCACCAGCGAUCUCGAGUCCGGCUCACCAAGUCGACCAAGCACUCCAGGGUAUGGAGACUCUCCACCAGCAUCGACGCUGCGGGACCAGGCAUCUGAGAUGGGAACUGCUAACUCAGGGGAGCCAGUGGCAGAUGUGAAGCCUUACGUCUGCAGUCAGUGCAACUUUGUGACCAGCGAGUCGCAGGUCUACCUGACCCACGUCAGAGUUCAACAUCCAACUGCUGCUGAAAGCUCUGACCCCUGCUUAAAGAGAGGGGCACCCUGUGGGUAUCCCAAAUUGAAGAUGGCCCUUCUCCAGGGUCUGAAAAGCUCUCCACCCCACUCAGAGUGCCCCUCGUCUCAGACUUCGGCACUGGAUCCCAGCAUGACACCGGUGGACUUGUGUGUCAGGGCUGAGGGCUACAGGGGCACAGCCUUUGCAGCCGUUGAGGAGAAGUUCAUCCCCAAGCACAAGUGCUCCCUCUGUGCCCACUCCACCCACUACCCCGAGGUGCUGUGGAUGCACCAGACCAUCGCUCACAGGAUCAACAGCAGCAGCUCCAAUUUGGCACCUAAGUGGGCCCUGAAAAGUAUCCCAAAGGGUUUGAAAGACCGCCGACGUACUGGUCCCCCUCCAGUUCUAGAGGGUAAAGAGUGUCCACCGCUGCCACAAGUAAAGCGUGUCCAACGUACACGACCCCCCAGUUCCACCAGCGAGGUGGCAAAGAGAACCAAGCAGCACACAGCUACACAGUCCUCAUCCUCGAGUGCUUCGUCCUCCAGAGGACCCCCAUCAGCUCCACAACCGCUUAGAACGCCAGCCCGACCUGGCAGCAGUGGCAGACAAAUGGAGGUCCAGAGUCCUCGCUUUAAGUCUAAGUUAGAUCACUGCCCUCAAGGGGCAGCGUCAUCCGCCUCCGAGAGGAAGACCGGUGCCCAGUCCCGGCCCGCGGUGUCCAGCCCCAGCUCUGCGGCAGCUGCCAAGAUCUCUGACCGAUACUUGAUGCCUCAGGAAGGCCUGGGAUUCAUGCUCUCCAGCCAGCGUAAUCUACCAGAAUACAGCCGAGCCAAGGGCUCCCCUAACCCCGGCUCCCACGCCAGCGCCUCCAAGCCCAGCACCAUCAACCAGAGCUCCACAGCUGGGCACGGUUACAGAGCCUACCACAGCAGCAUGCUGCAUAAUUCCCUGUCUUCGUUGCUGUCGGAGCCACAUGCAGAGGUGAAGCCGGAGCCAGUUGGAGAGACGCCGGACAUGCCACCAGACAUCCUCAGCUUUCUUAAGAAUUACACCCCCCACGAAUUGGCGGCACUCUACCACCGCUGGGGGCCGGCGAACGCACUGCUGGAUCCAACAGGGAUGCUGAGGUACAUGCGGCAGGGGCAGCACUUCUGUCCCGAGUGCGGGAAGAGUUUCAGCCAGCCCAGCCACCUGCGGACCCACAUGAGAUCCCACACAGGGGAGAGGCCUUUCUGCUGCCAGCUCUGCCCAUACAGAGCCUCUCAGAAAGGGAACCUAAAGACGCACGUGCAGAGCGUCCACCACAUGCCUUUUGACAACAGCCAGUAUCCCGACACCCGGACUCUGUUCGCCAGCCUGGACGAGCACGGCACGCUGGCUCCAGCUCAGCUGCCACAUCAGGAUCCUGAAUGAAGAAAUGGACUCAAGAAGUCUCUCUCCCUCUGAUGAACCUGUGGUGUAAUGGAAUGGUUUGAGCGACCGUUAAAUUCAAACAUUUUUUCCUUUUGUUUCUUCAUGUUGUCACAGUGGACCUCAGGUUCCCGCUACUGUGUUUCACCCCGACCGUGUUAGCCAUGUUAGCAUGGGGACCGCUGUAUUGCCUUUUUAUUUUCUGACUCGCUGCAACAGCUUUCUGGACGUAACGACAAAAGAGUUGAAGAGAACGUGGAUACCACAGGUGAACGCCAGGAAUAGAUUUAUUUUUAAAGAUAUCGAGACUUCAGAGCUCUUUAGCGCAACCCCUGUAUGUAGCGCUAUGGGCAAUAGAACCGCCCGAAACGGAUUGUGAAAAAGUUGAGGUCGCAAAAUCAUGUUUUUCACAUCUUGCAAAUGUUAAAAUUACUACUUGUUUUGGGCUCCUCCAGUAGCGAAUCUGCUUUGCUUUACAAAAUAAAUAAACAAAAAAAGAAAAUGUUAGGCAAACCAUUUUUGAGACGUUAGUAGUUACCCAGGGAUAGUUUUUUCACCACCAUCAGCUGAAAUAAAAAACAUAAUUUUUAGUUGAGCAGUGAACUGUAGAGUGGCAACGUUUAGAUUAACAGACUCUAUCCAUGCUAAAAAGUCCAAAUAAAUCUCAUCAAAUUCUGUGAGAAGUAGGGACCCUGUCACUUGAAGGAAACUUGUCUUUGGCAGAACAUGUAACCAUCACGCUGUGGUACGUAAAACUGCAGGAUGGACAUGAACUAUGGUUUUCACUUACAAAAUUAUACAUCUGUUAAAAAACUUCAAACCUGUAAUAAUGUUUUGAUAAUGAAAUGAGUGAACAUUUGGCCGAAGAAAACAAUUUGAAUAUGUGGUGAAAACGGUCAACAAAAAAGUUUGGAGCAUUUUAAAUACAUUUUAAAACAGCGCAAAUGAAAUGACCUGAAACUGAAGAUUGUCACCCACAUCCUGCUUUAGCACUUGGUGAACCUGGUUGAAGUCAGUAGCACUGUCUCGGUAGCAGAACUCUGUUUCAAAGGUUUGCCGGAGAAAAGUGAUGGAUUUAUUAUUUGUCAUGUGACAAGACGCCCUAUUUUUUCUUUGAAUAUUCUGGUCAUCACCAUCAAUGAUUUUUGACCCCGGCGGCCAAGUGGUGUCGCAGGCUGACAGUGGUUUUUAAACAUCUCGAAUUCGCCUCAGAAUUGACUCCUGUGAUAACAGCGAUUCAUGAAGAAUGAAUCACUCCCCGCUGUAAAAAGUGACGUCUUGGACGUUUUCCUUCUGCCUGACGAGUCGUAAAAAUGAAGGGUUGCACUCAUCGGUGUUGCUGCGAGUGCGUUAAACUCAUUUAUCCUCAACUCUAAAGUGUAAUGUUAGUGCUGACCACUCCGAGGAUGAGAAGACGAUGAUUAGAAAGAGAGAGGGAGAGAGAGAGAGAGAGUGCUAAUGGGGGUGUCUGCUCUAGUGCUCAUUAAAAAGAGUGUGCGCUUUUAAUAGCUCAUAUAAAUGACCGUAGCGCUUUUAUGGUUGUUCAAUUAUUGUCCAUUUAAGAGGACUGGACUGAGUGAAGGCAGUCGCUUCUGUCACUUAUUAGUGUGUGUUUCCCGAUGAAGUCGACUUUGAUUUGGCUGCGAAUGUGGGAAUACUGUGGGUCGGCAAAGACUUUCCAAAGACGGAGAGUCGGCGUCAGUUUUGCUUGUAAAUACUUGAAUUGUGCGUUUUCUUUUUGGAACGGAUUAGUGUCCAUGGAUCCCCACUCUAUACUGUAUGUAUGUGUGCAUACACAGGUGUGUAUUUGGACAACGUUUUACGGGACCCUGUCGAACCGCGGAGCUGCCGCAGCCUUAACGCUGAUGCAUGACAACUUCAUGAAUGACAUACUUGUGUUUCCCUUUUUUUUGUGCCUACCUCCUCUGCCUGUUUUAACAUUGCUGUUCUGUUUUCCGAGAUAUGAUUCCUCAACAACCCCUUAAAAUGUCUGUACACAAUAUGCUUAAAGAUAAAAAAAAAAAAAAGCUCAUUUACAUUUUUCUAGAAUCCAUAUACAUGCAAAUGAAAGAGCAUAAAGAGUACUGUACAUCUCUAUUUUGAGACCUUUUACAUGAUGAAAUGGUUUGAAUACCAGUUGAGUUAUGCAUACAAUAUGUGUGCUUGAAAUUGCCUAUUAAUACACGGCGGUGUAUUCGGAAGGUCGAGUGAAAAAUACUUGAAAUGAAUAAUCUAGCCUUGGAGGUUGUGUAGUACUAAUAACCUUGUUGUACAGAAUUUCCCUUUAAGAGUGACUCCGAAGUGUGACUUAGAGAAAGCAGGAGCCUGUGCGUGUGUGUGUGUAACAUAAGGGUCGUGUCUAUAUCCUACUCUUACCAAACCCUUUAUAUACAGCAGUAGAAACCAAAUGGCAUUACUAGUGCACUUAGACUAGGUUACUGCUUUAACUGUCGUAAUUUGUUAAAGUUCAGCGGAGGGUGAUAUUUUUUCGGAGAAUGUGCCAGAUCAAACACUUGGACGGAGUUUCUGGUUUUAGAGUCGAUAGGUCUUUAGCUGCAGCAGUGCUUAUUUUGCGUAGUUCCUUUACUAAAUUUAUUCUUUAGCUUGUGGCGGCAAAGUGUUGUUUAUGUUCCUCUUUGGUGACUAGUUUGAAGUUGUACGCUUUUUUUUUUUUUUUCAUUUGAGAUCAAUGUAGACAUUAUUAUAAUUUCAAAUGUGAUUGGUUGAUAUCUGUAUUUAUUAUCACUUGGUUUGUUCAGUUUGAUUUUUCUGGGAUGUUUUUUGUUUUGUUUUGUUUUCCUUUUGUUUUUAUACCGUGUAGUUUUAAGCCAGCAAGCUGAUGUGAAAGCUCUACCUCGUCUGAGCCAUUCUCAGUUCUGUUACACUUUUGUACAUCAUUUCAAACAGAUGUAAUGUCAUGUCCACAAUAAAG